GCCGGGGUCGGGGCGCCUCUUUCCGCAGCCGUCCCGCCCCGGGGAGGGGGCAGCGGCCGCCUCCGGCCACACCUGUGGCGCAGCGGCGGAGGAAGCGCCCGAGGUCGGCGCAGACGGGUCGGCGCCCGGCGGCACCAUGACGGUGGGUGCGCGGCUGGGCGCCAAGGUGAGRGGCAGGUUCUCCCGCCGCGGGGCCGGCGACGACCAGGUCUCCAUCCUGCCCGGCGAGGAGGAGGAGGAGGCGGCUGUGGGGGCCCAGGGCAGCGCGGGAGCACCGUUGCCGGCGGCGCUGCCGGAGGAGGAGGAGGAGGAGGAGGAGGGCACCGGGGCCAAGAAGGUGCGCUUCGCCGCCCUGCCCGGCUCCUACGAGCCGCUGCGCCCGCCGCGGGGCUCCGGCAAGCGGCCCUACGGAAAGCGCCUCAAGAAGUACGGGAAGAAUGUUGGCAAAGUUCUGCAGAAGGGAUGUCACUACUUGGUGGUCGGCCUGCAAGGAUUAGCAGCAGCCUAUUCUGCUCCCUUUGGAGUGUCAGCACAUGUGGCAUCCUUUGUCCGCUAGCACAACUCUGUGUGCCCCACGGGAGAGGACGUGAGGCCAUUGCUGCUUUCUCAGGAUWAAACUUGAGACCUGGAUCUGAAAAACCUCUUGGACCAACAGCCCCGARCCCCUGCAUCAGUCCCUUUCCCAAGACUGCUCUUCUCUGAAAAAGCUUUCAGCGCUUUAAAAAAUCAGAUYGGGUCAAAGAAGUGUAAGGAUGAGAAAAUUAUCUUUGAUUAAUUGAAGUUUGGUUUURGGCAUAAAUUGGUUUUCCAGAGCUUCAUGCUCUGUGUGGAGAGGAGCCAAGGAUGGGUGGAAAAGCAAGUAGAUGAGGGAGAGAGAAAUGAAGGAAAACAGAGGAUGGGAGAGCAGCUGGGGAGGUGGAGAUGAGUUUGGGUAGUGAGAGGAAUUGUCAAARCAGUGGAGGAAAGAGAUAACAAAGGAUCAGGAAAAGAUGGUCUUUGGUUUUCUGAGAUUCUGAGUUUGGUGGUGUUUUUACCUGAGAGGGUUAAGAUUAUGAGUGUACUUAAAAAUAUACUUGGAUGUAAAUGGGCUGUGGCCUGAGAUAUGGAGACUGCUGCAUUGUGGUUGUUCAUUUCAAACACGGGACAUAAUGAGUCUUUAAAUAAUCUUAAGAAUURUGUAAAAAUACAGAAAGAAAAUUAGGUGUGUAUUUGUGAUUUUGGGGCAUUAAAGGCUCAUUGUGUUUGACAUUUUAAACUUUCCCUCUGAUAUUAUGAAACCUGCAUGUAUUUUUUUACUGAGAGUAGAGUUUAUAUGUGAUAUACCUGAUUCUGGAAGCUGGGGCAUUUUAUACCUAAUUCUGUAGCAUUCAUCA
Malurus melanocephalus (red-backed fairy wren) is the source of this 1373-nucleotide messenger RNA. It is a transcript of the gene CUNH1orf115, whose product is annotated as chromosome unknown C1orf115 homolog. The record is from RefSeq and is a predicted model, not a curated record. The coding region runs from base 137 to 556 and encodes 139 amino acids. Lineage: Eukaryota; Metazoa; Chordata; Aves; Passeriformes; Maluridae. The transcript is spliced from 2 exons.